This is a messenger RNA of Cannabis sativa, 5181 nucleotides long. RefSeq names its product probable receptor-like protein kinase At5g61350. The transcript is spliced from 5 exons. Gene Ontology annotation, cellular component: plasmodesma; plasma membrane. Bases 2323 to 5037 code for a protein of 904 amino acids. Gene Ontology annotation, biological process: protein autophosphorylation. NCBI's taxonomy places the organism in Eukaryota, Viridiplantae, Streptophyta, Magnoliopsida, Rosales, Cannabaceae. The record is from RefSeq and is a predicted model, not a curated record. Gene Ontology annotation, molecular function: transmembrane receptor protein tyrosine kinase activity; ATP binding.
AGAAUAUUUCCAAUUAAUUUAUAUUUUUUUUUUAACAAAAAUUUAUUAAAAAAAAUACACAUUCCGUUAACAUAACAUUAUUUUAUUAAAAAAAAAACACAAUGAAACUAAUGCGUAACCAAAUUCCCUAGAAAAUUGUAAGCUUGAUAGCGAUAAUGAAACUAAUUCUCCUAAAAUUGUGAUUCCAUUCGUACCCUUAUACCCACUACAAGAAUCAACUCUUUUCUAGGUGCAAUUUCAAUUCAUGCGUUCAUAAUUAAUUGUUAUUACAGACACAACAAUUGGUAAAUUGGACUGCAAAAGAGUGAAGGGAUGAGAUUAAUUUUGUAGACGCUACAAAAAUGUCUGCAAAAGUAAAUAUAUAUUUCCAGACGCCUUAAAAGCAUCCACAAUUAAGUUUUUCCUUACACGGACGAGUCUUUCACUUAGGCUCAUUUUAUGACCAUUCAUUAGUUAAUAGGCUCAUUCAUUAGAGAGCUAAAUUUUUUGAAACAAGUUCUCUGAAGCAAAAAAAAACCCUACAUCGUCAUUGUUGCCACUGCCUUUGCAUCUCCAUUACUGUCACCACUGGUUCUUCAUCGCCAUUGUCGUUGCCUCCACUGUCAUCGUUGGAAUAUCGUUGUUGGUGCUACCUCUCCGUUGACGUCUCCAUUUUUGCUGCUUCUCUUCUCUAUAAAUUUCUCUCUCUAUCUCUCUGUCACCUUAUCUCCAUUUUUUUUUUGUUCCCCUAUAUCUUAGGGUUUUGCGAUUGGAAUCACUAACUUUCCUCCUUUAUUCAGCCAAGAACACCAAAGAAUCAAGGGAUUUGUCUUUAAGAUUUGCUCACCAUUUUCCAAGAUUCAAGAUUAAUUGCAGACAAGCAGAGGUUGAACCUGAGAGAAUACGAGUUGGUGUCACUAUUGAGGCACAUAGCAUUUUGUAUGCAUUGUCUGAAACGUUCAUAUUACACAAGGAGAUCAUGUGGGCGAGGGUGUGAUUGUCUCUUGGGUAACUCCAAAUGAACCUGGCUCAAGUACACUACUUUACUGGUCAGAAAAGAGCCACCUGAAGUACAGUGCCCAGGGCGUUUUUAUUACUUACAGCUACUUCAACUACACUUCUGGUUACCUCCAUCACUGCACCAUUGACGAUUUGGAGUUUGACACCAAUUUUUAUUAAGUUGGAAUUGGUAAUACCACAAGGAAAUUUUGGUUUAUUACUCUUCCAAGUCUUGGUCCGGAUGUUCCCUACAUUUUUGACAUUAUUGGUAACCAUACUUAUAUCAUAUAUUUGAUUUCAAUUUGUAAUAAGGUUUCAUUUAAUGUUUUUAUUAUUAUUCUUUCUACAAUUAUCACUCUAUAUUGAGCAUUAUUUAUUUUAAAAUUACGUAUGAUAUUUGAAAAAAAACCAUAAUUAUAACUAAAACUUAAAAUAAAAUUAAUUAUACGUGGCUUGACACGUAACUUCUGCCUAGUAUAUAUAUAUGUAUAUGUAUUUUUUUUUUUUUUUUUUUGAGAAAAUAGCUUUAGAAAACACCAUCGAAGUGCAAACUGCAAAGAGCAACUAAGGAGUUGAGAGCUGAAGAUAAUAAAUAAGAUUUCACAAAUACAAUUUGGAUAAUCAGACUACCACAGUAUUUGCAGUAAAUGUGAAGCAAAUUUGGCAAGAGUAUAUUAACUACUAAAUUAGUAGUUCUGGGCAAAAAAAAAAAAAAAAAAAAAAACUCACAGCAUCAAAAUGUUUACAUAACUGUCUAAUAUUAUCAAAAAUUAAAUCCAAAGGGAGAAUCUAACGCUAUAGACAUAUUAAGGUUUUGUAUUUGUUUGCAAAAAUUUGUACAAGCACAAGUUUUUAUGUUGUUUUUGUUACAAGAUUGUUGAUUUUUAUGGAGCAACGCCUCAUUCGCUGUCCUAAAUAUAUAUUAUAUAUUUUGUAAGGUGCUGUCCUAAAAAUAUAUAAAAACAAAUUAAUUCUGGUUUCAAUUUUUUUUUUUUUUUUUGAGAAAAGUUCAAUUUUCUUCUUAAUCGUAAUGGAUAAUUAACAUUAAUCACAACAAAGUAUGAUACAUCCCUCCACGUAUUUCCCUUUCCCGUACGUGCUCCCAACUAACAUUUGCCAUAAUUCUUUAUUUUUCCUAACUCAACCAUUUCUGUGCGUACAAAUUCCUGGAAAACCCCACAUUUUCAGUUUCUCUCCAACUUUCCCUCCCUCCAAACAGAUCACCCAAAAUAAUAAUAAUAAUAAUAAUAAUAAUUAUUCCCAUGUUCAUCACUAGUAGCAUCACCACCCUUGCUACUACUCCGCCAUUAAUGUAUUCACCAUAAACACCCCAAGCUCACGACAAUGGAGCUUUACUUCGAAGCAAGAAAGGCCACAUGGAGAAAACAUCCCAAAUCAAAAUUACCCCCACCAACUUAUUCCUUUUCCAUUUUCCUCAUUAUUUUCCUUUUCCACUUCCCAAACACAACUUCUUCUUCGUCCACGUUCUCACCACCUGAUAAUUAUCUCAUCGACUGUGGCUCGUCGGAGCAAACUCGGCUCUCCGACGGCCGGAAUUUUAAGUCCGAGAGGGAUGCUGCUUCUCUCUUAUCUGCCGAAGAUGAAGUCCAGGCUUCGGUUGAGUUUUCCGCCAUAGCCAACUCAGCCAAAGCUGCUGCUUCUUUAUUUUCUUCUUCCUCCAUUAAUGGUAGCAUUGUACCUCCUUCGUCUCUGCCUUUAUAUGCAACUGUUCGUAUCUUCUCUCAUGAAUCUACCUACAGCUUCCACAUCUCCCAACCUGGUCCUCACUGGAUCCGCCUCUACUUCUACCCUGUUCCCGACCCGACUCAUAACCUAACCGCUGCCAUUUUCAAAGUCUCCGCCGGCAACUACGUACUACUCGAGAAUUUUUCGGCGAUGACCUUUGCUUUCCGGGAGUUUCUUGUCAACAUUACCGGAGACAGAUUCUCCCUCGUCUUCAAGCCCAAGAAGAAGACGGUCGCCUUCGUCAACGCCAUAGAGUUAGUCUCUGCUCCAAACACUCUUAUUUCGGACUCUGUGCCUGCCGUUUAUCCACCUGGGCAGAGCGUCACCGGCGCAUGGGGUCACGCGCUCCGUGUUUCUUACCGUUUGAACGUUGGAGGGCCUACGUUGGUCUCGGAAAACGACACCCUUUACCGGGUUUGGGAAACGGAUGCAACUUUCAAUAAGUUCAAAGAGGGGUCGAGGAACGUUUCAGUUCCUCCCGAAACUGUGGAGUACCAGAAAAGUAAAGGCCUGACUCCAUUGAUUGCUCCAAGCUUGGUUUAUGCCUCGGCUCAAGAAAUGCAAGACCCACUUACCAUGGAACCAAAUUUCAACCUCAGCUGGAUUUUUAAUGUCGAUCAGGGAUAUUCUUACUUGAUCAGACUCCAUUUUUGCGAUAUUGUGAGCGCAGCUCUUAAUACUCUGUUUUUCAAUGUUUACAUCAAUGAGAUUAUGGCCAUGGAAAGUGUUGACCUUUCCACCCUUACAGGAGCUCUGUCAACAGCUUAUUACAAAGAUUUUGUUCUCCAUUCGAUGAACAUUACUAAUAACAAGAUUAUGGUUCAAGUGGGGUGUAAUUCGAAUUUUCAUUCCGGGAUUAGAGAUGCUAUUCUUAAUGGGCUAGAGAUUAUGAAGAUGAGCAAUUCUGCUAAUAGCUUGGAUGGUUUGUUUACAGUUAGUGGGAAGUACAAAGGGCCUUCAGGACAAAAGGCCAUGAAAAUCUUUGCCGCGGCAGGGUUGGCAAUGUCACUGACAGCUAUGGUAUUGUUAUGCGUGGCUUGCGUCAGCUGGAAGAAAAAGCCUAAAGGUUGGGAGAAACGAAAGAGCUUUUCGUCAUGGCUUUUACCUCUCCAAUCCAGUUACUCCAGAAGUAGUACUAACCGAUCCACGUUGAGCCUAUUCGGCUCUCGCCGGAGCAAAAGUGGCUACUCAAGCUACAUAUCUCCGUCUACAGUAUUAUUCGGGAGAGUUUUUAGUCUUGCCGAGUUACAAGUGGCAACGCAGAGUUUCACCGAAAAGGCAGUGAUCGGAGUUGGAGGGUUUGGAAAAGUCUACCUCGGAGUGUUAGAAGACGGCACAAAGCUCGCCGUGAAGCGAGGCAACCCGAGUUCAGAGCAAGGAAUUAACGAGUUCCGAACCGAAAUCGAGAUGCUUUCCAAGCUCCGCCAUCGCCACCUCGUUUCCUUAAUUGGGUUUUGCGACGAACAAUCAGAGAUGAUCCUCGUCUACGAAUACAUGUCCAAUGGCCCAUUUCGGGACCACUUGUACGGCUCAAAUUUAUCAAAAUUAUCAUGGAAACAACGGUUAGAAAUUUGCAUAGGAGCCGCCAGGGGUCUUCACUACCUCCACACCGGAGCAGCUCAAGGCAUAAUUCACCGCGACGUUAAGACGACGAACAUCCUUCUCGAUGAGAAUUUCGUUGCUAAAGUUGCUGAUUUCGGGCUUUCUAAGACGGCUCCGUCUCUGGAUCAAACCCAUGUGAGCACCGCCGUGAAGGGCAGCUUCGGAUAUCUCGAUCCGGAGUACUUUCGGCGACAACAGUUGACAGAGAAAUCAGAUGUUUACUCAUUUGGGGUUGUCUUAUUUGAAGCCUUAUGCGCUAGACCAGUUAUAGACCCGAAAUUGCCGAGGGAGCAAGUGAGUUUAGCCGAGUGGGCAAUGCAUUGGCAUAGAAAAGGCUCCAUUGAAACGAUAAUUGACCCUUUCAUCUCCGAACAGAUCAGCAGCGAGUCCCUUAAGAAGUUCGUGGAGGCGGCCGAGAAGUGCAUGGCGGAGUACGGUGUGGAUCGGCCUUCAAUGGGAGAUGUGUUGUGGAAUUUGGAGUAUUCAUUGCAACUUCAUGAGGCUGCGGUUGUUGAAGACGUUGAUAAUAUUAAGGGUCAGAGCCUUAUUUCUAUGGAGAAGAAAUUGAAUGGUAAUGAACAAGGUAACAAAACGAUUAGUGUGGUUGAUGAUGUUGAAGAUGUUAGUGAAGAUCAUUCUAGUAUAACAGUUGAUGGCUCUGGUGAUCAUAUUCCUAUGUUUUCUCAAAUGGGUAAUUUUCAGGGGAGGUGAUUAUGUACUCUUAUUUUAUUUUAACUUCUCUCUGUCUUUUCCUCUUUUUUUCUUCAUUGAUCAUCUAUUUUGGUUUUAUUUGGUCUGUUUUUGUGAUUUCAGUUGCUUGAUUAUUCAUAAAUUAAAGGAUUCUUUUUUCUUUUU